Molecule: messenger RNA, 1427 nt
Organism: Paramecium octaurelia
Lineage: Eukaryota; Ciliophora; Oligohymenophorea; Peniculida; Parameciidae
Source: the annotation of a GenBank genome assembly
AUGCAAAAUUAUUAAAUAUUAGAGAAGUUGUAUGAAUCUAAGACGACUGUAAUUCAUAAGGUUAGAGAUAUCAAGGAUUAUAAUAUUUAUGCAAUGAAAGAAUUUAUGGGUUUGCGUAAUUAAGGUACUUAAGUCGUUUUCCUUAGGUUUAAGUGAAAUCUAAUUAAUCAAACAAUGUUAAAUUCCUUUUAUUAUUAAAAUAAAGGAGGCUUUUCUUUUAGAUGAAAAUGUAAUCUUAAUUAUGGAAUAUGCAGAUCAAGGAAAUCUAAAACAAUUCAUAGAACAUCAUUAAGGUGUUAAGAUUCAAGAGAGAGUAAUUUGUAAAAUUCUAAUUCAACUGACCUUGGUUUUAAUAUACCUCAGAGAAAAUCAAAUAUGUUACAAGGGAUUAAAUCCUGAAAAUAUUUUGAUUCAUUAAGACUAAGUUAGACUUGCGGAUUUUGGAAUAGACAAUUUGAUUUAACAUUAAAAACCAAGUUAUAGGCCUCCAGAAUUAUUGUUUCACAAUAAGUUUUCAUACAAAUCAAUUAUGUAUUAAUUGGGGCUGAUCUUAUAUGAGUUGACUACAUAGAGACCGCUAUUUAAAUUUGAACUAAUUGAAUAAAUAAAGGCUGUGAUCCAUAAUGGAGGAGCGUAAUUGUAAUUAUCAUAUAAGAAUUGUAAAAUUACCGUAGUUUUAUUCAAAAUAACUUCGAUUUAUUAUUAAAAACUGUCUUGAACUUCAAGAAUCCGAUCGACUUGAUAUCCGUCAAUUGGUUCAUAAUGAUAAUUUUAAAUUUCUAAUCAGCCAAAAAUACAUGACAUUUACAUUUGAAUAAUAAAGUACCUUUGACCUAUGGUGUAAUAUUUAAUCAUCAAAUUAAUAAUUAAUUAGUAUUGAUACUCCAAAAAAUGAGACUGAAAAUAAAGAACGAUAAUCCAAUUAUACUGCACACACAUAAGAGAUAAAAUAAGUCCAUCAAUCAAUAAUUUUAGAAAAAAAGGUUUAUGAUAAAAAAUCAACAUACAAAUCGAAUCUUCAAAGAUAAUAAGAUGAAAUAAUGAGUCUAAGACCUUUGUCCUCAUAAACCAAGUUGUCUUAAUCAAAUCCUGCAUUAAAAAUAAACAAUUUUUUUGUUAAGGACAAUUUAGCUGUUUAUAGGAAUAGGAAAGUAAAAUCUCCUAUUCAUAAAGGAUUCUAAAGUGAUUAAAUGUUUAAAGCGAGUAAUUUAGAUACAGAACAUAAACCAUAAGAUAUUAUUAAUAAUCUUAUUAAGAUGAAGAUGGAAUAGUGUAUUGAAACAAUUGGAGAAAAAGAAACUGAACAAAUAUUGGAUUUUCUAAGAUAAGGAGGAUCUAUAAAAGAGUUUCUUUCUAAAAAUCAAGACUCAAAACAUCUAUGCAUAGCAAAACAUAUGUUAGACAUUAUUUCAUAUUCUUAAAUAUGA